Molecule: messenger RNA, 916 nt
Organism: Prorocentrum cordatum
Lineage: Eukaryota; Dinophyceae; Prorocentrales; Prorocentraceae
Source: the annotation of a GenBank genome assembly
AUGCCAGGUUGCAGCCGAACGUCGUGGCUUACAAUGCUGGCAUCAGUGCGUGUGGGAAAGGUGAGCAAUGGCAGCAAGCCCUGUCGCUGCUCAACGAGAUGCGGGAGGCAAAGUUGGAGCCUAACGUCAUCAGUUGCAGCGCUGGGAUCAGCGCAUGUGAGAGAGGUGAGCAGUGGCAGCCGGCUUUGCUGUUGCUCAGCCCUGCGUCUGCUCAGCGAGAUGUGGGAGGCGAAGUUGGAGCCCAACGUCAUCAGCUACAACGCUGGGGUCGCGGCGUGCAGGAAGGAUGGUCAGUGGCAACGGGCGCUGGCGCUGCUCAGCGAGGCGCGGGAGGCGAAAUUGGAGUUAGACGACACGAGCUACAGCGCUGCAAUCAUCGCGUGCAAGAACGGCGGACAGUGGCAGCGGGGUAUGCUGAUUUUCAGCGAGUUGCGGGAGGUGAAGCUAGAGCAAACCGUCACCAGCUACAACGCUGGAAUGAGCGCUUGCGAGGCAGGCGGGCAGUGGCAUCAUGCUCUGUGGCUGCUUAGCGAGAUUUGUGAGGCGAAGCUGGAGCCCGACGUCAACAGCUACAAUAAUGUGAUCGUCGCGUGCGGGGAAGUUCUCCAGUGGCAGCAGGCUCUGUCGCUGCUGAGCGAGAUGCUGGUGGUGAAGCUGGAGCCAAACUCCGUAACUUACGUCGCUGCCAUCUUCGCGUGCAAGAAGGGCGGGCAGUGGCAGCAUGGUCUUUCGGUGUUCAGCAACAUGCGAGAGGCGACGCUGGACCAGACUGUCGUCACCUACAGCGUUGGGAUCGGCGCGUGCGCAAACGGUGCGCAGUGGCGUCGGGCCCUGUGGCUGCUCGGCGAGAUGCAGGAGGUGACGCUGGAGCCAAACGUCGCUUGCUACAGCGCUGGGAUCAGCGCGUGCGACAAGG